GAUAAUAUCGACACAAGGUCAUCAGCUUUAAAACUACAAAAGGAAGUUUUGAACUAAAAUAUAAAAAAAUAUGAAGUGAUAUAACUAAAUAACAAAAGAUUGUACUUUGAUAAUUAUUGCUUUUGCCAAAUCACACCCCAUUAAGUAAAAAAAGAUUCAUUCUGAAGAAAAUUUCUACAAAAGAGCAUAUGGUUAAUCCAAAAAUGGGAGAUGAUACUUCUGUGUCUAUGCAUCUGGUACAAUGUCCAGAAUCUGAAUUUAAUAAAAUUAUUGAUUCACAGAGUACUGAGGAACUUACCAACUCAAUAUCAUUUAUCCAAAAUAAAAUAAAACGGGAACAACAGGAAGUUCAGCAAAUCCAAACUGUUUUAGAAUCAGAUGCUGAGAAUAAAGAUAGUUCAGAUACAAAUACUACCUUAAAAACUCAGUUGAACGAUCUAAAUUCUUCAAUCGCCGCUCUUAUUCAUCGGUCAAUGAAAUGCUUCGAAAAGUACCAGCAAAAGACUGAACAGGCUACAUCUCGUUCAGAAAAUACUGAAGAUAAAUCUACAAGUUUAUUUGAAGAAACUAGUGAAGAACCUGGAAAAAUUUCAGCUAUGGAUAAAAAAUCUGGACAUCAUAUGCAGUUACAAAAUGGUUACGAAGACACUAAGAAAAUAGAACAGAAAGGUGCUAAGAUUAAAAGUGGAUCAUCAGAUGUAAAAGAAUUGCCAGGAAAAACAAAACGUCACACACUCAUCCAAGAAUUUUCAAGUAGAUCUGCUGUUGAUGAUAUUAGAACAGAAAUUGCAAGAACUGUUGAUAGAUCUGCUAAAGAAAAUGUCAGUAAAUUUCUUCUGAAAACAACUGGGCAAAAUAAUCCCAUUAAUAUAACAGUAGAAAAUAAAAGAAACACCUUUGAAAAUCCAGAUGCAAAAAGCAUGAGUGGUAAGAGUGAAGUUAAGAAAAUUGUUGAUAAACCUCCAGACAUUGGCCAAAUACAUGAACAUCAAAAACUUAGUAAAAGUGAGAUUGGAAACAAUAACCAGCAAAAUAACUUAUCAACUUUGAGCACUGGCAUGGCAGAAUCUCUUAUGAACUGUGACAAUAAGCAAUCAAGUUCAUUUCCACAUACAAAAUCUGAAAAUUUUGAAGAAACGACUCUAGAAGGCACAGCUCCCAAAAUGAUUGCUGGAGCCAGCUAUUCAGUGAAUCACACAGAAACUAGAAUUGGAACAGAAAACAGAAUAAGUAAAUCAGACAUGGUGUCUCGAGCUAAAAUGCUGGAAAAUUUUUUACAAAGUAAAAGCAGUGGAUCAGAUUUCAAUAAUAUUCCACAUAAGAAACCUGAGCAGGUAAAUGAAAUAAAAUUAAAAAAUGUUAGUGAAAUUCCAAAAGAAAAUGUCAAAACAGAUUUGAAAACUGCUGCAGAAGUCUCUGCUGCAGCAGCCAUUGAUAAUGCCAAUUCAAGUAGGGAUAGUGAAAAAGUUAAUCACAACUCAGUUCCAGAAGUUGUCCAUGAAUCAAGUGAUUUAAGCUCUGUGCAAGAAACUAUUGAAAUAAAGAAUAAUGCCAAUACAUUUCAAGAAGUUAAAUUGAAUGAAGUAAAUAUUUCAAAAGAAAAUGUUGUUGAACAAACAAAUUUUGUUGAACCAAAUCAUGUUGAACCAAAUCAUGACAUAACUGAUGGAGAUAACAAAAAGACAGAAAAUAUCGAAGGUGCUGACAGCUCCAUGACAAAUGAAAAUUCAGGUAGAUCAGGUAGAACAAUACCAUUGAAGAGACUAGCCCUUAGGAUCUUUACCAGCUUUGCUUUGAGAACAUCUUUUAUCAAGGAUAACAGUUUUUUUAGGGAUUGAUUUAUUAUUGGUAGAAUAUUUUCUAUGAAACAUUUGAGCAACCAUCAAGCAACCAAGGAUAACUCUUGAAUAAUAUCAACAUUGUUACAAACUGAAAUAUGGAGUGUAUUCUAACCCUGACCUCUUGCAAGUCACUGGAUACUCACAAAAGGGUGGAAUUAUAUUGAUCAGGAAAUGAAGCACUUGAAUGAAAGGAAAAAAAAACUGCCACUUCAAGAAAUAAAACAGCAGGAUUUGUGAGUGCAAGAAAAACUGGCUAAAUAUUAUUUUUACUCAUGUUAUGCCAUCAAGCAUAUUUGGUUUGAGGAAUUGCACAUAUCACGCCUUAGAUUAAUGGUUUCUUUGCAAUAGCAUAUGCAUUCUAUUCUUGCUUUGAAUUUACACUUGCAGCAUUUAAAUUGAUAAACAAAGUUGAAAUAUUUGUUUGUUUCUUUUAAGCAAUUCAUUUUCCUCUUAUUAAUGAUUAUUAACAUUUACCUAUAUAUAUAUCACAUACUAUGAUUAUUAACUUCAAGCUAUAUAUACCAUUCUGUUUGUUGUAUGAGAAAAUCAAAAAUUAAGCACUUACUUUUUUCUAUCAUGUUUGCUUUUUUUAAUUUUGGAGAAGUUUGGAUAAAUUUCUAAAUAAAAAGAUUUUUCAACAUUUCUUUUUUUUCAAAUCACAGAGUGAAUUUUGUAAGUUUUAUCAAGUUAAAGGUUA
Octopus bimaculoides (California two-spot octopus) is the source of this 2538-nucleotide messenger RNA. RefSeq lists its product as uncharacterized. The record is from RefSeq and is a predicted model, not a curated record. Lineage: Eukaryota; Metazoa; Mollusca; Cephalopoda; Octopoda; Octopodidae.